CAUUCUUCUCCCGCUGAGGCAAAGCCAGUCGACGAAGUCAGCGGCAUCACUUACCAUCUUCUCUGCGCCAUGUCUCUCCUCCGCCUUCUCUUCGGGCUCUGCGCCCUUCUCGCGUUUGUCCCGUUUGCACUCGCCCAAGCCCCGGUCGUCGAUGGAGAAGACCAGGAAUUCCUGGCACCAGUUGCUCCAGCAGAAACCUUGCCCUCUCCAAGCCCUAAUCGCAGUGCCGCACCAUCUGUCCAACCGGAACGUAGACCCUUCCCCGGUGUUGAGUCGCCCCCUCCCAUAGAGCUCGGACCCACUCCCGUUCCACCGCCUCUCACUUGCAGGCGCCAGCGCAUUCGGUCCCUAUCUGGGCAAUGUACAUCGGCCUUCGAGAGUACCUGGGCUGAGGCCCAAAGAACUCAGCUAAGCUACCUCAGGGACCACACAUCCCAUGUUCCCACUGGAACUGGACUGAAGAGUGCCAGGGAAAUCUCCAACAUAAUCAGUGAUCAGCGCACAGAUAUUUUCAACAGUAAGAGCAUAAGCGAGCUCUUCGUCUUCUUCGGCCAGUUUAUCGAUCACAAUUUAGUGGCAACUCCCACCUCGGACAUUGAGAAGUUUGACAUUGUCGUUCCUGCAGGAGACCCGAGGUUUACGGGCAGUAGCAUGUCUUUCAAGCGCUCCCUAAGGGGUUUCACAGGCGAGGGAACAAACGAAAGGCCGAUCAACACACUUUCUUCAGCAUUGGACCUUUCUGCAGUGUACGGUGUCAACGAUCCUCGAAAUAGUUUUCUGUUGCAACGGGAUUCGAGAGGAGAGCUUACUGGAAAGAUGAAGGUUAGCCUUGGGGAUUUGCUUCCCUUCAAUUCGGAUGGUUUCAACAAUGCACCAAACUCAGCUUCGGCGCGCUUCUACCUUGCGGGCGACCACCGUGCCAAUGAGCAUCCUAUGUUGACCGCAAUCCACACACUUUUCGUUCGGGAACACAACCGCCUUGUGGAUGAGAUCAGGGUAAACUUCCCAGAAGACAGAGUUCGUCGCUUGUCAACGUCCACGAUCUUUGAAUGGGCCCGUCAGAUUAAUAUUGCCCAGUUUCAGAAAAUUGUGUAUGAAGAAUUCUUACCCGCUAUCUUCGGUCGGAGGUUUCGUCGUUACAGGGGUUAUCGCCAGGCUGUGAAUCCCACAGUAAGUGACAUAUUUGCUGGUGCAGCCUUUCGCGUUGGCCAUACCAUGGUGGGUAACGUGGUGACACGAAGGGGACGAUUUGGCCCGUUGCCUCCCCUGACCUUGAAGUCUGUGUUUUUCAAAGAAUUCGGUCUCCAAGAGACAGAAGAAGUGGACAAUCUCUUUAGAGGAGCUAUUGGAACCAAGGCCCAGGAAGUAGACCUCGAGGUCCAUGAUAUUCUUCGAAACAUGCUUUUCGAGUUCGUCUCAGGUGAGGAGGGAUUCGAUCUCAUCGCGUUGAAUAUUCAAAGAGGACGCGAUCAUGCUUUGCCAACAUACAAUCAAAUCAGAGAGAUUUUCGGGUUGCCGAGGGCGACCUCAUUCAUUGGGAUUACGGGCGACCUACCAUCAGCAAAUAAGUUGAGUAAUGCGUACGAAGGUGAUGUCGACAAAAUUGAAGCAUGGCCGGGACUCGUGGCAGAAAGAAAAUCUGGCAGGGCUGGACUAGGUGAGACUAUGCGUCGUGUGUGGGAAAUUGAAUUUCUUCGGCUGAGGGAUGGUGACCAAUUCUUCUAUCUAAGGAGAAGAAAGAGUAUUGCUCGGGUAUUGCAAAUGUUCAUGCCGAACGUAAUCAGACCGAUUUUCUCCAAACGAACGAAGAUUUUCCGCGAUAUCAUCUUGCGAAACACAGACAUAAGGGCCUCCGAAAUCCCGUUGAAUAUCUUCAAGGCGUAGGUGUGUAUUUGUGCACUGUAGUAUUAGAAUUAUAGAAUUUUAAUUCAAGCACAGUGGACAAUGAACAUAUCUGCUAAAUACAGACAAAAAUUGGGUGUA
Chondrus crispus (carragheen) is the source of this 1983-nucleotide messenger RNA. RefSeq names its product Animal heme peroxidase homologue. Bases 70 to 1884 code for a protein of 604 amino acids. Gene Ontology annotation, molecular function: peroxidase activity; heme binding. The record is from RefSeq and is a predicted model, not a curated record. NCBI's taxonomy places the organism in Eukaryota, Rhodophyta, Florideophyceae, Gigartinales, Gigartinaceae. The transcript is spliced from 3 exons. Gene Ontology annotation, biological process: response to oxidative stress.